Messenger RNA from Megalobrama amblycephala (Wuchang bream), 4390 nucleotides. RefSeq lists its product as uncharacterized. The record is from RefSeq and is a predicted model, not a curated record. The coding region runs from base 463 to 2382 and encodes 639 amino acids. The transcript is spliced from 12 exons. NCBI's taxonomy places the organism in Eukaryota, Metazoa, Chordata, Actinopteri, Cypriniformes, Xenocyprididae.
GAACGUCCAACCCUCAACAAAUACAUAAAUGUAUGCUCUCUUUUAGAGAUCUGCUCUGUUCCUAUGCUAAGAAUGUUAUGUACCAUCCUUUCAUAUUGAUGUUUACCAUCUGACUGUUGUAAAGAGAGGAGUUUUGGCAAUCUUGGAGCAGAAACCAUAGAUGCAGUGUACACAGCAGCAUCAUGUUGCCUGGAGCAAACAAGCACAGUCCUAACAGUCAACAGACCAGGCAACACAAUCCCAUCCUCUGUUCCAUUCAGCUGCUGAAGAGCCCACACAGUUCUUCCCUGCUUUCCCCGCUAGCUCAGUUGAAUUGGAGCAGUCUGUACCAUCAUUUGGUCCUCCCGAUCUAUAACACAUUUCUGAUGACUUCAGGAAGGGUGUCUUAAAUGAAAAUUACUAUGUUUGGAAAUCAUCUUGGAUGCUGCAUAUAUCUUGGAUAAUAACUUGGAAUCCAGGAAGAUGGCUGCAUUGUUCUGGGACUUGGAUUGUGCUACAACUCCUCCACAAACACCACCUCUACACUUCAGUUCUGAGUUCAGGCAUACCAGCCUCGUGAGUUCCUAUGAUUGUUCACCCAUGCAAGACAGCUUAGAUUGGCCUUCAAAUGAGCAAGUGGAGUUCACAAGAUUAAACCCCUCCAGAUCUAAAAACAAUACAGAAGGAGAAUGGCAUAUGGUAACAGCCACUCGCUCAUUGCUUGGCAGGGAAAGAAGAGGCCAGAGGGAGGGUCUGCAGGACCAGCAGAAAGUGUCUUACAACAGCUUGCCAAGAGCACAUUUUCUCCAGCCAAAUAGAGAAUCAAGUGCUUUUUCACCCUACGCUAAUGACUUGUGGCUGAAUGGUAAAGAUGCCAAGAACAUUGCUGAGUCCCCCAGGAACAGUCGUAAGCAGCACCCGCUGACACAGCCGGGCUUCUACAGUCCAAAAAUCCAACGGUCAAAGCAUUGGGAAGCUGCACAGUCUACAAAAAAGUCUUCUUCCACAAACAACUUGAAGGAGUUCCACUCUCUCACAUUGCCUCUUCCGUGCUCUAAAAUUGCUGUCCUCAAACCCAGCCCUUUGUGUUCCAAACCGCAAGAGGUUAAAACUUCCGUGGUGAAAAAGCCUCCUUUGAUGAGAGCUGUGGUAUCUUCACCAACAUCCAAUCAACGUGGCAAGGAGCACUUCAGCCAACUCCAGCUAAGAGAGGACCAUCUCAUCAAGAACCAGGACAACAGUUUGUUCAAUCUGCAGGAACCCAAUAUAAAACCUCCCAGAAAUGACCAACUUCCAUGGAGGCAGAUACAGAAUUCAUUCACCGAGGAUACUUCUACCCCGGAUUAUAUUUCUAUUAACACACUACAUCUCUUCCCUGAACGACAGUCUAGAGCAGACCAGCCUGCAACGUUUUGUCCAAAACUAGAAAAAGCAAGUCAUGUGGGUGUUGACACUGACAUCAAACCAUCUCAAGGUGACCCUGACCGGUCCUGUCAACUACAAGUCAGCCAGACCCAACCAGACUGCAGCCCAAAACAGAAGAAGAUACAGUACACACUGCAUAGAGAAACCGGUGGUGUCAGAAACGGCGACCACAACCAUAUAAAAAGUCAGGUGGAUGUGAACUCAAAGAAUGUGUUUGGUCAGCCUCGAGUGAUCGCAUCACUGCGAGCAGCAUGUUCCCCGCGGCCCGUUCGCAAGAGCACAAUGGUGGAGGACUUGAAAAAACUCAUUGUGAUGGAUGACACAGAGGACAGCGCUCAGGGUGAUUCAUCAUCACCUCAACAAAAAGAGGCAGGGCUUUGCAGCAGUUUGCAAAUGUCAGGUCCAUCGUUAUUUAGUCCUGCUCAGCAAUCAUACCCGGAAACUCCCACGCCCAGAUCCGUCCAUCUCCACCUGCAAACACAUCAAACAGAAUGUGGGGAAUUGCCUGAGCAGGCUGAAUCUGACAUAUGGGACAGAGACCAACAUCCUGAUCCUGAACUCAUGCCCCUGCCAAGCAUGGCCUAUGAUCUUGACUGGAAUAGUCUAGUUCAAGCAGCUCAAGAGUAUGAGACACAAAGGAUGGCAACCUUUUUGUCAGAAGUGAGUCCUGUACCAAGCAGGCCAGACACACCAUCCCAUGGAAGCUACAAGAUCCACCAUUCCAGUGCUUAUUGCAGUGGAGAAGAUACGGACAGUGACGUAUUCAUUGACUUUCCCGACCAACUCUCUCACCUGGAAGGGAUGCUUAGGCGACUGAGUAGUGAUCUUCUAAAGGAGAAGAGAGACAAGGUGGCUCUUCUGGCUGAAGUGUUGAAGCUUCGUAUUAGCAACCAGCAUCUGAGAGAAGAGUCCUUCUGUGCAGUUGCACAACUACACAAAAUCAGCAACAUUUUAAACACACCUGGAGGGGAGGAGUAAUGCAGGGUUGGAAGCAAAGACUACAAGUCUACAAAUGCAGACUUUUUUUUCUUCCUGAUUUAGGAGAUAAAAUCUGCAGAAUUAAUUUAAAAUGUUAAAAUGUAUUAAAUGGAACCACUGGUAACUGAAGGUUUUAUGAAUGUAAAUGUAAGACUUUUUCAAGACCUUUUUAAGACCAAGUAAAGAAAAUGUAAGGAAUAGAUUGAAGGGAACACAAUAAGUCAGUAUGUUCUCAAAAUGUCAAGGGAGAAAAAACAAUUAGUUGUAGUAGCAACACUUCUAGAGUUUGAAAAUACAACUUCCAACCAAUAUCCAUUACUUUUUAAUUUACCUCUGCUCUCAACCACUAAAAUAUGGACAUACUUUUACUGCAUCUUCUGAUCACACUGCAAGAAAGUGACGUUCUUCCUCAGGAUUUUUGUCUUUUUUUCCAGUGCAAUUGUCAGAAUACUCUUAAAUCAAGAUGCAUUUACUGGAGAUACAAAAAGACUAUAAGUAGUUCUUGUUUUAAGCAUAAACUCACUUUUUUGCAUUUCAAGUAAAUGUAUCAAAGAUGUUUCAACAUUUGUAUUGGAAAACAGAACAAAAAUACUGAGGAAGAUACACAUUUUUUGCAAUGGAUGCAACAUUUAAUGCCAUAACUUUAUGAAAUUUAAGACUUUAUUCUCUGAUUCAAGACUUUUUUAAGGCCUUAAUUUGUGUAAGGGCGAAGAAGAAGACUUUAUAAGACCUUUUUAAGGCCUGUAGAAAUCCUGUAACUGAAAGCUUAAUCAAAUUAGCCAGCAGUGUUGGCGCCAAUGCUUUACAAGUAACUUGAGUUAGGUAAUCAGAUUACUUUUUCAAGUAACUAAUAAAGUAACGCAUUACUUUUAAAUUUACAACAAAAUAUCUGAGUUACUUUUUCAAAUAAGUAAUCCAAGUUACUUUGUUUCCCCAUGUAUUGACUGACAGCUCUCCUGUCACCAUGUUGAGAGAAAUUGAGAGUUAGUGCAGAGGCAUCAUGGGUAAACAUGAUGGUUAUUGUAGUUCUAGACUAAAUGUGAGCAUACAUUUGCUCAUUUACUACUUCUCCUGCAUCCUAUUCUUUUGUAAUCCAGAAUGGCAGCACAGCUGAAAGGCUUGUUUUUUUUAGCUGCAUCCUCUACUGUACAGGCGUGAAUUUGCUUUAUCUUCAGCCUGAGGCUUAUCCAUUUCACUUUUGGUGUAAAAGGGCCUUUACAUUUCCCAAAAAUAGAACUUCUUGUUGUUAUAAAUACAAACAGCCCAGCCCAGAUGAAAAAAAGUAAAGCAAAAGUAAUGUAAUGCAUUACUUUCCAUAAAAAGUAACUAAGUAACGCAAUUAGUUACUUUUUUAAGGAGUAAUGCAAUAUUGUAGUGCAUUACUUUUAAAACACUGUUAGCCAGAAUCUUUAAUGAACAAACACAUUAAGGGCCAGAGGAUAUGUACUUUUAAGUGACAGCGUUCCAAUUCUUCUGGCACAGGUUUUAUGGGAGUUUGAAAACAACAGAAAAGCCAAACAAACUGAACUCAGUCAAGGUUUAAUAACAGCACAAUAUCUACAAACCAGAACAACUUUCAUAAGGUUGGUAACUCUCUUGGGAAACAGUACAGCUCCCCUAAGGCUUCUUAGUGAAUAAUUAGGUUAAGGCUGUAAAAAAAGCUAUAAAACAGCUUAAUAUAAAACAUUAUAAUAAAUAUAUAAAUAUAUAUACAAAGAUAGAUACUUAACAAUUGCCAUCUAUUAUAAAUAAGUAAUAAAAGUCAGGAUAUGUUUUAUCAAACAAUGUAAAGUCACAAUGAAAAAUGCUGAAAACAGUAUAUAAAAACACUGAAAAUGUAAAUAUGCUCUGUGAUGGUUAGAAACAUUAGAACAAUAAAAAUAUACUUAACACAAUAAAUAAGUUAUUUUAAAAUGCCUGAGAUGCAAUUGUUUAAUCACAACAGUGAUUAAAGCAGUAUUGAACUAUAAAACGCCGUUGUUUGAAGACCAGUAGUCAGUUUGGCUUG